AUGUUCAGUAAGAAUUUUAGAGUCAGCGUGGUAAGUUUUUUCGUUUAUUGCAAAGCCGUCGUGCAUAACUUGGCUAGCCCCAACAUUAGUCCUAGCUCCAAGUCCUAGUCUUGAGCCCCAGCCCAAAGGUCUAGCCCAGAGCCUUAGUUAGAAAUGAGGAACGGGCUGACCAAAUUUUUCCGUGCCUGAAAAAUGGGUUUGAGCCUGGUAAACCGGUUUUUCAUGUCUAGACUUAGUCCAGAAUUCUAGCUAGACAUGAGGAACGGGCCGGGCUUGAGCGUGAGCCCCAGCCCUAGGCCAGAGCCCUAACCCAAAUUCCUAGCCUAGAGCUCCUAGCCGAGCUUUAGACUUAGCCACAGUUUUUUUAGCCUUGUUCCCAACAUUUUACUUACUGUUUUAGAUAGUCCUAAACAUGGUAACAUCAGUAAUAACAAUAAACCGAUCGUUAAAUUGGCUAGUACCAAAACACUACUACAGUGUACAAGAUCAACGUUAUAUUGGUGCUAUGUUAAUGUACAGCUUUAGUUUUAUAGCCAUGAUGUGCAGCUAUAGCUUUGCAGCCAAAUAUUUUAUCAUAGGCUACGAACGACGUGUAGCCUUUGCUCAAAGAUCAACAUACGAACAUGCUACAUGUUGCUCAAAGGCUUUCUUGGGUGCCUUUAAAGUUAUUGUGUUCUUUAUCAUUGUUAAUAUUGUAAAAACAUUUGUGGUGUGGAAAAGUUGUAACCAUGUGGCGGAUGUUUGUUUGAGACGGAUUUUUAUGUUUGACGAGAGUUUUCCAUCAUUGUUUUUGGCUCAUAUUACUAUCACUGCUUCUUUAUUGUAUGGGGUUAAGGUAAGUAAUUCCAGUAGUUGCAGAGAGAUAAAACUCUGGCAAUGAUAAUGGAUAAACUUAAGACAUACAAAAAUAUACUGAAUCGCAUUUUCCAGUAAAUGAUUUGCUAUGAAAACCUUUAGAUAGACCAACAUUUAGAAAGUUGUAAACGUCGUUAGCGGAGAAAGUCGAAAAAAAUGCUUAAAACACAAUGCCUGAUUGUGAGCAGGGCACGUUGGGUGCUUUUUUUGUUAGGUUAAAAACAGUUCUUCAUGGUUACAGUUUUUUGUCGUAAAAGAUUGUUUUGUACGGUAAAGUUUGAGUACAAAAACACUUCAGAUUAUGACAUAAAAACUGUUAAUCGUUGUUGUUGUUCAACCUCAUUUGCUCGAUAAACAAACUGUAGUUGUCUAUGUCUACUAAUCUGUAGACACAACGUGACAUUGUCUUAGUCAGUAAUGUAAGUAAUAUUGUAUGAAAAAACAGUCGUACUUACAAAACUGAAUUUGUGGUAUACCAAGUUACAGAAUGAGUACAAAAAGUUGCAGUAAACAUUGUUUUUAAAAAUAAUAAAACGUAUUUUAGCUGUUACAUCGUUUCAAUUAAAAUCAAUAAUGUACUGUAGUAUUUCAGACUUUCUAUGACCUAAAGUAUCGCUCGUUAGAUAUCAGGAAGAAUGGCGCAUCAUUAAGUGAAGCCUACGUUGUUACUGAAAUCAUGAAUGUAGUAGAUGUCAUGCGUCUUUUAACUUUUGCUUACUUUCUUGUUGUUCUUGCUGGAGCACUUGUGAUCUUUAUGGUGACAACAGGUUACUUUAUGGACUUGUUGCAUGAAGACAACACUUACUACAAAGCUUUUGUUUCGGUAAAAAUUUUUUUUUAACUCUCCACCCUACCCUACCCUACCCUACCCUACCCUACCUUACCCUACCUUACCCUACCUUACCUUACUCUUAUCUACCCGAUCUUACCCUAUUGUUUUCUAUCCUACCCUCCUUUUAUCCUACCCAGCCGCCACUUUUAAUACCCUUACUCAAACGCAAAAAUACCCUACUUUACUCUGCACUUGAUUACCAUUUUACCUUAUCUUAAGUUACUCUGUACUAGAUUUACCAUUUUUUUACCACAGACAUACUUUAGCCUUAUCUUUCUCAACUCUACAUUACAUUAACAUUGUGCCUUUCUAUGUACAAGACAAAACACGAUAUACUUCAAUUUUAGUUUGAGUACUUCCUGAUAGUCAACUACAACUUUUUCUCAACCUUUGUCAUGAUAUGGUGCUUCAAACCAAUACGAAAGUCGUUCCUCAGCGACAUUGCGUGUUGUGUUAAGAUUGAAUGUGCUACAGUAGAACCGGUCAACAACUCCUUGAUUUCCGAUCAUACCGAUAUUUACUUUGAACAGCUGCUUGGAAAUUGGGAACGAGUGCUCAAAGAGCAUGGUUAA
This is a messenger RNA of Bursaphelenchus okinawaensis, 2259 nucleotides long. The record is from the annotation of a GenBank genome assembly. NCBI's taxonomy places the organism in Eukaryota, Metazoa, Nematoda, Chromadorea, Rhabditida, Aphelenchoididae.